Molecule: messenger RNA, 934 nt
Organism: Lolium rigidum
Lineage: Eukaryota; Viridiplantae; Streptophyta; Magnoliopsida; Poales; Poaceae
Exons: 7
Coding region: 1-906 (301 amino acids)
Source: RefSeq, a predicted model, not a curated record
AUGGCAAGGGAGGAGGAGGGGAACACUACUACGAGGACGAGGAUCGCGUACUCGAGGGAGUUCCUGAUCUCCCUGGGGACCUCGUCGGCGGCCUGCAGGAGGCGCCCCGUCGGCUUUGACGCCUCCAAGUUGAGUGAGCUUGGCCUGGUCGACACUGGCAGCAGCGUGCGCUAUGUUGGGCCGUUUGGCAGGUGGGGGGGCGCAUGCUCGUCUGGUUCAGGCAACACCGAAAGCAAGCCGAAUCAACUGGAUAGGCAUCCUGAGAACCAAUCUAGGGACAACUGGAGGAGCAAGGAGCAUGACGGGCUGCUGGGGAGCGGCGCUUUCCCCAGGAUCCCAUCUUAUGCUGGGCCUUUGGCAUCGAAUGAUCAGGGGAGUCGAUAUCAGCUAACUAGGAAUGCUGGUGGUUACCAGCCAACUCGUCAAUACAAGGCUCCACCUGUUUCGCACCAACAUCUUGAUUUGACUAACACCGUAACUUUUGGCUCUUUUGAAAACUGGAACAAGGACAUAGUGGAAGAAGAAAGGAAAAAGAGAGCAUCAUCUGAACUGACAAGGAAAGAGCAUCAUCAAGCCCUGCAAGAAAAGAAGAAAGCUCCUGACCGUGACAAAGAAAAUCUUGGUGACGGUUCAUUAUUACAGAAUUCUGCUGGAAAAAGAGAUCCUCCAACUAAAGGUGAUAAGCUGAAUAUCUCCUCUCUUUCCAAAGAAGAUGCCAUCGAAUCAGCUCCGCUUCUGCCAACUCCUACAAUCAGUCCACUUGAACCACUUGGUUUCACAAAUGAGUUACCUCAGAAAAGGCUUGAGUCACAAUCCUUUAACACCUCACGCAACUCAGAGGACACGCGGAAACUUUAUAUCCAAAUCAGAUGGUUCCUUUCAGCCACAGUAAAUGUGGUCCUUUAGAUAUGAAACUGGGGACAGUGCUGGAGUG